Messenger RNA from Pipra filicauda (Wire-tailed manakin), 1391 nucleotides. RefSeq names its product proline-rich proteoglycan 2-like. The record is from RefSeq and is a predicted model, not a curated record. NCBI's taxonomy places the organism in Eukaryota, Metazoa, Chordata, Aves, Passeriformes, Pipridae. The transcript is spliced from 3 exons. The coding region runs from base 471 to 890 and encodes 139 amino acids.
UAACAGGCCUCUAUUUGCAUUGUAAAUCGCUUCCUUCUCACGAACGACUCUUUAGCCUCUAUAAAGACGUAAAGCCAUCAGCAAUUUCCAGCGCAGUGUAAGGAGGAAGAAGAAGAAAAAAAAAAAUUCCAUUUAGUAGAAAGUAGCAAGAUGAUUCGAGGAUGCAUCUCUUGAUCCCUUUAUAUUAUGCACAGAUCCCUUUAUAUUAUGCAUAGAUCUCUUUGCCAAAUGGUGGCAGCUUGAUUGCAAAUAUCUUGCGUGCAGUGUGUAUUUUAGAGGGGGAAGAUCCUUGCUUUCUCGGGGCUCCCAGAGCUGGGGAGAAGAAGACGCGGUCUUGCCGGCUGCUGCUGCCCCCGGUCUGAAAGAAGGAGGAAAGGGCCAUCAUUGGAGGGCUUUCAGUGCCAAAAUGCGGGCCAGUCAGGCAAGGUCAAAGGUCCUGGACAGCGGGAGACCAAGGUAAUGAUGAUGUCAUGAGAAACCUCAAGUACACACGGCUAUUGAUAUGCAUGAGCGACCAGCCACCGGCGCCGGGACCGAGCCCGGUCUCGCCUCCAGCAUCGCCGCCUCCGCCGUCUUGGCGCGGGGGAUCCGCCCGCCGCUGUCACCUUCCUCCUCCUCGGCAGCGCAGACCGCUUCAACAUCCAGAGGCCGGGAGGCAGGACGCUCUCCCCCGGGGCGGGAAGCAGCCUGACCGGCCCCGGGGAGAGCAGGGGAGCCCCGAGGAGCCCGCGCUCCUCUUCGGGCAGCCCCCGCCGGUGUGCAGCGAUGCCGCGGCGGGAGCGGGGCCUGGUACUCAGAGGCCGGGAGCAGGGCUGUGCUACGCAAGUGAAGAAAUGCAUGCUGAUGUUACUCACGGAACCAACGAAGGUCUGCAGACACCUGUGACAUAAAGAAGAAAUAUCCUGCAUGGAUUUUUUAAGAAUAAACAGUCUCUAUUGACUUUAAAGAGGAAUGCUUAUGAUUCUCUAAUCAUUGCAAUGAGACCCCCAUCCUAUCUCCAGCAUCCCCACCUUCUGUGUGGAAGACACACAGGAAUCCCCCUUAAGCUGCUGUGAGGUACCUAAGAGGGCGUAGUGUUACAUAAAUUCCAUUUUCACACUAAAUUAUGGCAGAAUUCAUGUAGAGUUAAACCACCAUGGCAUACCAGUACAGCCCAGGCCACCUCUCCUUGUAGAGCAGCAUCCCUUUCCUCCCAGCCAGGUAAGUCACUUGACUGUCUUGCCUUUCAAUAAAGGUGCCUCAUCUUUUCUUUUGUGAUCACUAUUUCAUUUGACAACAACUGCAGAUUAUACUUCUGUUAUGUUAAACCUAUAGUGUGCAAAGGGAUAUCUACCACAAAUUACAAACUAAAAAAAGUCAGAUUAUUAAAAAUUCAGUCUCAGAAAAAAAUA